Symbiodinium pilosum is the source of this 804-nucleotide messenger RNA. NCBI's taxonomy places the organism in Eukaryota, Dinophyceae, Suessiales, Symbiodiniaceae. The record is from the annotation of a GenBank genome assembly.
AUGGUUCUGGCUUUCAUUCCGUUCUUGGCAGCAGUGGCUGCCUCUUCCUCCAUUUCUGAAUGCAGUGGUGCGACCUGCUUGCGGCCACGAAUGGGUCGUGGAAUCUCGCUUUUGCAGGCUUCUCGCAACAAGUCUGCGUUGGUGCCGGCGACAGCGGAGAGUUCAUUGAACUCCUCAAAAGCACAGAGCGCAUCAAACUCUUCAAAGGCACAUACUUCAGUGAACUCUUCGAAAGGACAGAGUUCAUCAAACUCUUCGAAAGCACAGAGUUCUUUCAAUUCUUCCCAAGCACAGAAUUCAUUGAACUCCUCCACCCUCACUGAUGCCGUGGCCGCUGCAGAAGCACUGGGCAAUGCUACAGAGCAGGCGAUAUCAGGCACUUCCACUUCAGCUGUUGGCGAUGACAGCACCGUGGCUGUGAACCUGAGUGAGCCUGGAGUGUCAGUGAAUUAUUCCGAAGUCCUCGACCCUGGCAAGCAGCCCGCCUUGCGAGCACCUUACACGCAGCAACAGAACGAGACCGUGCCCAUCAUCAAACCCAUCAAAGGAGCUGCUCCGCUGCCGGAACCCGAGGCAUCAAACAUUACCGCAGCCAUGCGUGACUGUAUGCUGGGAGACUGGGGCGAGUGGUCCGAGUGCGUCUCAGAUGGGGCAUCAGGCUUUGAGGGCCCGCAUCAAAUGAGGCGACGCUCCGUUAUCCAGCCAUGGCUCCCCGGUGGAUCGCGGUGCGGCUCAACACAGGAGGUACAGGGCUGCAACCUGAUCAGCGCAGCGAACACCAUAGUGAACUUGAAUGUUGGAUGA